This is a messenger RNA of Elaeis guineensis (African oil palm), 2791 nucleotides long. The record is from RefSeq and is a predicted model, not a curated record. Lineage: Eukaryota; Viridiplantae; Streptophyta; Magnoliopsida; Arecales; Arecaceae.
AAUCAAGAACCUCCAGUUUCCAAAUGUAGAAAUUAUAUUGAUAGGUAUAUUGGAAAAAUUAUGUCAAGUGCGACACUCGAGAGUCCAGGCUAUAAAGCUCUCGGCUCUCCAAUUAUUUCUCUCUCUGUGUGAUCAGAGGUUAGGGUUCUUGGCCAUUGCUCGUCUCCUCCUCCUUUUCACCUGAUUUGGUUGGCUGGGUCAUCAUGUUUGAGAACGGAAUUGGUAAAGAAGAGAAGGAGCCUUUCCUUGAUCAUCAAAUUUUGGAUGCAAAUGCCUCUUUGGUAAAUGCUGAUCAUGGGCAACCUGCACCAUUAACUUGGCAUAGGAAACUAAGCAAUCAUGCAUAUGAACUGCCAGAGUUCACUCUCACUAUGCGAGAAAAGCUGCAACUGGCUUCUUUAGGUAUUAGAUUGGGGCGUCACAUCGUGAAAGAAACAUCAAAAGGGCGGGUUUCAUUUGUUGAUCCCUUGAAAAAACGUAUUGCUACAUCUUGUCAGGCUGUUCCCUUAGGUGGCAUUGGUGCAGGAAGUAUUGGAAGGAGCUACAAGGGUGAUUUUCAACGCUGGCAGCUGUUCCCUGGAAGAUGUGAAGAUAAACCUGUAUUAGCAAAUCAAUUUUCUGUAUUUAUUUCACGCUCAGAUGGUACAAAAUAUUCUGCUGUGCUGUCCCUUGGGAACCCAGAAGCUCUCAAAGCAAAUAACAUUUCAGGAGUUGGAUCUUGGGACUGGAACCUGAAUGGACAGAAGUCUACCUACCAUGCUCUUUAUCCAAGGGCCUGGACUGUAUUUGAUGGGGAACCUGACCCAGAUCUUAAAAUAAUAUGUCGUCAGAUUUCACCAUUUAUUCCCCACAAUUAUCAGGAAAGCAGCUAUCCUGUUUCAGUAUUUACUUUCAUGCUAAUCAAUUUGGGGAAGACUGCUGCAAAAGUAACCUUGCUAUUUUCAUGGGCUAAUUCUGUGGGUGGCAACUCUGAGUUUUCUGGAUAUCAUUUCAAUUCCAAAAUGAUAGAAAAAGAUGGUGUGCAUGGAGUACUUUUACAUCAUAGAACUGCAGAUGGGAAACCUCCAGUAACAUUUGCAAUAGCAGCACAACAGACAGCUGAUGUUCAUGUCUCUGAAUGUCCAUACUUUUUGAUAUCUGGAAGCAGUGAUGCAUUUACAGCAAGAGACAUGUGGCAUGCAAUUAAGGAGCAUGGAUCCUUUGACCACCUUGAUUCAAUCACAACAUCAGCAUGCUCUGAACCAGGAUCAUCUAUUGGAGCCGCUGUUGCAGCUUCUGUGACACUUUCUCCACAAGCGACCCAUAGUGUGACAUUUUCUUUGGCAUGGGCUUGCCCUGAAGUAAAGUUUCCUUGUGGAAAGAUUUAUCACAGGCGCUACACCAAAUUUUAUGGUACUGAUGGUGAUGCAGCAGCAAGUCUUGUACAUGAUGCUAUCAUGGACCAUGCUUCCUGGGAGUCGCAAAUUGAAGAAUGGCAAAGACCUAUAUUGCAAGACAAGAGGCUUCCAGCAUGGUACAAAAUCACUCUUUUCAAUGAACUAUACUAUCUUAAUGCUGGAGGAACAAUUUGGACAGAUGGGUCACCGCCAAUCCAGAGCUUAGCAAGCAUUGAAGGAAGGAAAUUUUCCCUUGAUAUGCUAAAUGGAGAUUUUGAGAACAUGUCUGGGAUCUAUGCACGAAACAAUACUGCAGUGGACAUCCUUGAUAGGAUGGCAUCAAUACUUGAAAAAAUACAUGCACCUAUUUCAUCAAAUUCAGCUUUUGGAACAUCAUUGCUCCAGGAAGAAGAAAAUAUUGGCCAGUUUCUCUAUCUUGAAGGGAUAGAAUAUUGCAUGUGGAAUACAUAUGAUGUCCAUUUCUAUUCCUCUUUUUCUUUGAUCAUGCUAUUUCCAAAACUUGAACUCAGCAUUCAAAGAGAUUUUGCUGCAGCAGUAAUGAUGCAUGACCCCGAGAAGGUCCAAAUUCUACAUGAUGGCAGGUGGGCUUCAAGAAAGGUUCUUGGUGCUGUGCCUCAUGACCUUGGACUAUAUGACCCAUGGUUCAAAGUGAAUGCUUAUAAUCUUUAUAACACAGACAGGUGGAAAGAUUUGAACCCCAAAUUUGUGCUACAAGUUUAUAGAGACACAGUAGCUACUGGUGACAAAUCCUUUGCACAAGCUGUCUGGCCUUCAGUAUACAUGGCAAUGGCAUACAUGGAUCAGUUUGAUAAGGAUAAAGAUGGGAUGAUAGAAAAUGAAGGCUUUCCUGAUCAGACUUAUGAUGUUUGGUCGGUGACUGGUGUGAGUGCCUACAGUGGAGGACUUUGGGUGGCUGCUUUACAGGCUGCAUCAGCCAUGGCACGUGAAGUAGGUGACAAAUCCUCAGAAGAACUUUUCUGGAACAAAUAUCAAAAGGCAAAAUCUGUGUAUGAGAAGCUGUGGAAUGGUUCUUACUUCAAUUAUGACAAUAGUGGUGGCAAGACAAGCUCAUCUAUCCAAGCAGAUCAAUUGGCUGGACAAUGGUAUGCUAAAGCAUGUGGUCUUAUGCCAAUUGUUGAUAAAGAGAAAGCACAAAGUGCACUUGAAAGAGUUUUCAGUUUCAAUGUUUUGAAGUUCAAGGAUGGAAAGAGAGGAGCAGUUAAUGGGAUGAGGCCAGAUGGUACUGUUGACAUGUCCGCAAUGCAAUCGAGAGAGAUAUGGCCUGGUGUGACUUAUUCGGUUGCUGCUUCUAUGAUACAAGAAGGCAUGGUAGAAAUAGGAUUUAGAACUGCACAAGGGAUCUAUGAUGCUGCUUGGUCUCAGGAAGGACUUGG